AGGAAAAUGACAGAAUAUGGAAUAUUCAAGUAAGCAGCGGCCACAUUUCGAGUAAAUUUCAAUAUUUAUGCACAUUUGUGGAAAAUGGUCACACAGUCCACCGUAAUCGAUGAAAAUCAGAUGGUAGCAAACAAUCUUGGAAUCACGAAAGUGUUUCCAUGUUGAUGGAAACAGUCAUUUUCAUAUGCAAAGCCACCGGUUGCCAACCAGCGAUUAGCGCCCCGGUUUGUAUGGAAUAUCUUUCUGAGGAUCUCCGUCAUAUCAACUUAGUUAAGGAUCACGUUCAUGAAUCAUGGAAUUCGAAUGUGAACAAGGUGACUGUCAUCUUCUCAAACAUUCCAAACGAACAGUUCGUUCCGUGUACAACAACAAAGUUUUGUCUGAUAUUCGCAUGAAAGCUGGAAUGACGGAAGUCUAUCUCACUCUAGCAGAAAACCGACUCCUUUAUAAAGUUGUUGUAAAAACCCGAUAAUGUUUGUUACAAAACCUGUCUGUCUGUAUCCAUUCUCGCCUGUAUUUAUUGAACUGUCUUUCUGAUAACUGAUUACAUUCCCACUUUCAUAGUGGAUAGAGUGUCGUGUUAACGAUUCUGGAUCUCUCUUUCGAUUGUUACAUGAAUAUGGAAAUGUUCGAAUGAUUUUAGCUUUGUUCAAGUUUCCGUAUGUCACAGUUAUUGCCUCUUUGUUGAGAUAAAUUCGAAAAGAAUGC
Molecule: messenger RNA, 708 nt
Organism: Cylicocyclus nassatus
Lineage: Eukaryota; Metazoa; Nematoda; Chromadorea; Rhabditida; Strongylidae
Source: the annotation of a GenBank genome assembly